This is a messenger RNA of Phoenix dactylifera (date palm), 493 nucleotides long. RefSeq names its product translocase of the outer mitochondrial membrane 6 (gene TOM6). The record is from RefSeq and is a predicted model, not a curated record. NCBI's taxonomy places the organism in Eukaryota, Viridiplantae, Streptophyta, Magnoliopsida, Arecales, Arecaceae. Gene Ontology annotation, cellular component: mitochondrial outer membrane translocase complex.
AAAGUCCCCAGUCUUCCCCACCGCUAGGGUUUUGCCGAGGGAAAGAAAGAAACCAGCGAGAGAGCAAGCGGAGUGCGAUCGAGAUGUUCCUGGGAGCAAUACCUCGGAGGCCGGACAAGGCCACGGCCUACAAGCAGCUGAAGACCCACCUGAGCAUCAUGGGCGCGUGGGUCGCCGUCAUCCGCGUCACCCCCUACAUCCUCCACUACCUCUGCCAAGAAAAGGAGGAGCUCAAACUCGAACUCUAAAUGGAUUUUCUGCAACUAGUUUGAGGAUUUCGGAGGAAGAUAUCAGCGCUGUAGCCUGAUGAUAGGUCUCCAUGUAUCAGCAGGGACAGACAACUACUUUUUUCUUUACUUUUUAACAAGUGCUUUAUGGUUGUUUCACCCAAAUACUGCUUUUAUAAGACCAGUUAAAUUUGAAUUCUGUAUGCUGAUCUAGGUAGUUUGCAAUGGUACUUUUAAGAUGAUGGCAUAUUGUUAUAUUCUUGUUA